Molecule: messenger RNA, 981 nt
Organism: Panicum virgatum (switchgrass)
Lineage: Eukaryota; Viridiplantae; Streptophyta; Magnoliopsida; Poales; Poaceae
Exons: 2
Coding region: 1-981 (326 amino acids)
Source: RefSeq, a predicted model, not a curated record
AUGUCGAGCGAAAAAUCUCCCAAGAGUCCCGUCAAUCCGACGGGUGAAGAUGACAAGGACAAGAACAAGAAUGAUGAUGGAAAACCUGAGAAUGAGAAACAAGAUGAGUCAAGUGGCUCAAAAGACAAGAAAAAGAAAAACAUGAAUGAUGAUGACGACUCGGAAUCAAGUGAUGAUGAGAUGUCAUAUAGAGAAUGGAAGGCAUGGAAGAAGGAGCAAAAGUUGAAAAGCAAAAAGAAGAAGAAAGCUAGCUCCAAGAUCUUGAUUGACUCAAGUGAUGACUCAGACUUGACCACAAGCGAAGACCAUUUCGAAACUCUAGCAAGAGAUGAGAGUGUCAAGGAAAUGUACAAUAGGAUGAAGAAGAUCACUAAUCAAAUCAAAUCACUUGGAGGUGAUAAAUGGGGUGAUCGUGAGAUUGUGGACAAGCUCUUGACCGUGUAUAUGGCUAGGGAUGUCACUUUACCUUGUUUGAUUAGAGCCGAAAGAGGAUUCAAGCACUUCACCGCCAAAAAUGUUUUUGGAAGAAUUGAGGCUCAUCAUGAUCAAUUAAGAAGAGUCAAGAUAAAUCAAGAUUUGGCCGAGCUUCAAGAGCAAGUGGCAAAGAACAAUGGCAUAGCACUACAAGCUAACUCUAAGGGCAAAGAGAAAGAAAAUCUAUCAUCCAAGAAUGAAGAAUCUAGUCAUGAUGAGGAUGAUGAGCUUGAUGAUGAGCAAAUGGCCUUGUUUAUCAAGAACUUUAGAAGAGUCUUUAGAAAUGGCAACAUCCGGAAUUAUGGCAAGAACAAGGGCAAAUAUGAACCAAGAAGAAGAUUCAACAAGCCUUGUUUUGGGUGGAAGAAACUUGGACAUUUCAUUGCCGAUUGUCCAGAAGAGAAGAAAAAGGACAAAGAUGACAAAGAAGGUUCUUCCAAGAAAGAAAGAUCAAGAUACAAGAAACAAGCCGGUGAAGCUCACCUUGGUCAAGAAUGGGAUUCUUAA